AUGGAAGACGUCCCCCUCGAGCACGGCUCCCCGGAGCACCUCCUCCCGCCCAGCUGGAAGACAAUGGUAACAGCCUGGCUCGCCGAAGACACGCCCUCCUUCGACUACGGCGGCUUCGUCGUCGGCGCCGCCCCGCGCACCGCGACCCUCUGGGGCAAAUCAGGCGGCAUCGUCGCCGGUCGGCCCUUUGUCGACGAGGUCUUUACGCAGUGCGGCUGCACCGUUGAGUGGCACGUCAAGGAGGGCUCUCACGUCGAGCUCCGCGGCCACGGGGACCACAACCCGAAAGGCAAGAUGCGCGUCGCGACGGUCUCGGGACCCACGCGCGGGAUCCUGUUGGGUGAGCGGGUGGCGCUGAAUACGCUUGCGCGGUGCUCUGGCGUGGCGAGCAUGACGAGGGGUAUGUUGGUGAAUUUGAGAGCGGCAGGGUAUGCUGGUGUGCUGGCGGGUACGCGCAAGACGACGCCUGGGUUCCGGUUGGUGGAGAAGUAUGGUAUGCUUGUGGGCGGUGCGGACGCGCAUAGGCAUGAUUUGAGUUCGAUGAUUAUGUUGAAGGAUAAUCAUGUGUGGAGCAAGGGGAGCAUCACGAAUGCGGUCAAGGCGGCCAAGAGCGUGGGCGGGUUCAGUCUAAAGGUGGAGGUGGAGGUGCAGAGCGAGGAGGAGGCGGACGAGGCGAUUGCGGCCGGAGCGGACGUUGUCAUGCUGGAUAACUUUACGGGCGAAGGGGUCAAGAUUGCUGCCAAGAGCUUGAAGGAGAAGUGGGCGGGGAAGAAGCAUUUCUUGGUCGAGGUCUCUGGUGGAUUGACGUUGGAGAACGUCGAGAACUAUGUGUGCAAUGAUGUUGAUAUUGUUUCGACAAGUGCCAUUCACCAAGGUGUACCGCACGUGGAUUUCUCACUCAAGGUUGAACACUAG
Molecule: messenger RNA, 915 nt
Organism: Colletotrichum fioriniae
Lineage: Eukaryota; Fungi; Ascomycota; Sordariomycetes; Glomerellales; Glomerellaceae
Product: nicotinate-nucleotide diphosphorylase (carboxylating)
Biological process (GO): NAD+ biosynthetic process; quinolinate catabolic process
Cellular component (GO): cytoplasm
Molecular function (GO): nicotinate-nucleotide diphosphorylase (carboxylating) activity
Source: RefSeq, a predicted model, not a curated record